AUGGCUGUUGAACGAAUUGGCUCCAUCAUAAAACACCUGGCCCCUGGGUCAUCCAUUAACAACAUUCAAUCCAAGAACCCCGAUGAUAUCGUCAUCACCCUCGCUAUCCGAACGCCUCUCACCAAGGCCAAGAAGGGUGGCUUCAAGGAUACAAGCCUGGAGUAUAUACUCUACGCUCUCCUGAAGGAGGUCCGAGAGCUGUCCCAUCUGGAUCCUGCUCUGGUUGAGGAUAUCUGCCUCGGAAACGUCUCCGAUGCCAAAGCUGCCUACAAGGUCCGCGCCUCCGCCCUCGCCGCCGGCUUCCCCAACACAACCGCCGCCUCCUCCGUAAACCGCUUCUGCUCCUCCGGCCUCAAGGCCACGGCCGAUAUUGCCCACGCCAUCACCAAUGGCUCCAUCUCGAUCGGUAUCGCCAUGGGCGCUGAGCAAAUGACUGUCGGCGGCGACGCCCUCGACAAGCCUUUUGACGAGGCUGUCACAUCACAGAGCCAGGAGGCUGUUGACUGCAUGCAGCCCAUGGGAUGGACGAGCGAGAACGUCAGCAAGGACUUUGGCGUCACUCGCGCGGCCAUGGAUAAAUAUGCCGCCGAGAGCUUCCAGAAGGCUGAGGCAGCGCAGAAGGCGGGCUGGUUUGACGACGAGAUUGUGCCCAUCACAACAAAGGUCAAGGGACCCGAUGGUGAGGUUAAGGAGGUUACUCUCACCAAGGAUGAGGGUAUCCGACCAGGCACCACUGCCGAGAGUCUCGGCAAGAUUCGCUCAGCGUUCCCUCAAUGGGGCGGAUGCACUACUGGCGGCAACGCCAGUCAGAUUACAGACGGAGCUGCCGCUCUGCUACUGAUGAAGCGAUCUACUGCCGAGCAGCUUGGCCAGCCUAUCAUGGCCAAGUAUGUUGGCUCUACUGUUGCCGGUCUGGCACCUCGCAUCAUGGGCAUUGGACCCAGCAUUGCCAUUCCCAAGCUGCUAACACAACACAACAUCUCUCUUGAGGACGUUGAUGUCGUGGAGAUCAACGAAGCUUUCGCUUCAAUGGCUGUUUACUGCCAAGAUAAGCUUGGUCUCACAUCGGACAAGCUGAACCCCCGCGGAGGUGCUAUCGCGCUGGGCCACCCACUGGGCGCGACAGGUGCGCGACAGAUCGUGACAGGUCUGGCCGAGUUGAGGCGUCAGAAGAAGAAGAUUCUCCUGACGAGCAUGUGUAUUGGUACUGGACAGGGCAUGGCGGGCUUGUUCGUUAACGAGCAGGUGUAA
Molecule: messenger RNA, 1251 nt
Organism: Fusarium keratoplasticum
Lineage: Eukaryota; Fungi; Ascomycota; Sordariomycetes; Hypocreales; Nectriaceae
Product: Acetyl-CoA C-acetyltransferase
Exons: 4
Coding region: 1-1251 (416 amino acids)
Biological process (GO): fatty acid beta-oxidation; phenylacetate catabolic process
Cellular component (GO): peroxisome
Molecular function (GO): acetyl-CoA C-acyltransferase activity
Source: RefSeq, a predicted model, not a curated record